AGAACGAGUCUCGGUCUGGCUUCUCGGGUGCGUUAACCGCGAAGAUGUCGAAUCGUUUCGGUGCGAGACACGUGUAAUUCGAGGUGCAUCAUCGCGGCUCGAGUCCCAGCACACGGGCGCAUGCCAGAAGCGGUGAGUGUCGGCGAAUUGUUCGUGGAAACGCGCGCGAAACCGCCCGUGGCGCCGACACGCGCCCAGCCCACGGCCUCCGGUGACCGCGCGGCGACCCGCCAACCCAAGGAUUCACCGAGGAUCGAUAAGGAGGCGCUGUGACCCACCGGAUCUCCAAAGAUCGCCAAAGAUCGCCGUUCGAUCGUCUCCUGGACCGAUCGCGCACUGCACGAGACGAAGGUUGCAUUCAGGACAAUGUCUGGAAGUUGCCACCUGGCGCCCUCCACUAGAGCGUAUGUCUCAAAAUGUUUUCGUUUAUCGACUAGAUCGAGUAGUCAAAUGCCUUCCAAGUUCUCCGAGUUGCCUUUUUGUUUGCGAGAGUACUGGGAAAAAUGUGAGGGUUACAUCCGGCACAAUGCUCGGAUAUCGUCGCCAGACACCUUCUGUCGUGGCACGCAACUGUAAAUGUUUACGUUUAUGGAAUAUAUUGAAUAAUCAGACUGCUCCAGUUUCCUGAAGCACCUUUUUGUCUACCUUGAAUAAUUUAAGGGGACGGUUUGCUGAAUUAAUAUUGUGAACGCUUAGGACAGUAAUGCCUGCAGUAAGCAUUCGUGAUCCAGUGGCGGCAGCGCUCCGCCAUUCUUUGGAGUCUGGUCAAUCCGAAACAUCGGAUGACCUGUCAAUCUCCUUAGCAGGGGGUGCCACGCGUAUACUGCAAACCGAAAUUGAAUACGAGGAGACUCCUGGCUAUCGGUCGAGCGUACUCGACCGACUCAAAGCAAAAUAUAUCGUAGUGAGUCUACCCCACGCAGAACGUUCCGAUAGUACUAAAGCAAAGGACGCUAGUAAUCUUCAAAAGUGCGAGGUAAAAGAGAUGGGACCUAGUCUGCCAGAGCCAUCGGUUACGCUCUAUCCUGCCAACAAGGUCAAUCUAGGUUGGAAGGGUACGUUUCCAGUUGGUGCUGGUAUGUAUAACGUAGGUAACACCUGUUACCUUAAUAGCACCCUGCAGGCACUGUUCCAUGUUCCGGCUUUAGUCAAUUGGUUGCUGUCUGAUACGCAUCACACCUCAAAAUGUGAACAGAAUGACGGCGGAGGAGAGUGCCUUACAUGUGCAGUGGCGAAGACUCUGCAGUUCAGUCAUCAGAAGUCAGGAGGGGCCAUCAAACCCUUUUACAUUUAUAACAAACUGAAACUGAUUUGCAGAACGAUGGUGCCAGGGCAGCAAGAAGAUGCGCACGAAUUUCUACGCUAUUUACUCGAAGGAAUGGAAAGGGCGUAUUUAGUUAGACAUAAAGCAAUUAAACUCGAUAAUUAUUCCAAGGAAACCACACCGGUGAAUCAAAUAUUUGGAGGUUACAUACGUACCGAAGUGAAAUGCCUACAGUGUCGACAUGUCUCGACAACUUUUCAGCACUUCCAGGAUCUACUGGUGGACAUUCGGAAAGCAAGUACUUUAGACGAAGCACUGACCGGUUACUUCAGCAAUGAACAGUUAGACAACAACGACUAUAAGUGCGAGGCGUGCAAACGGAGAGUGCCAGCAACGAAGCAGUUCAGUUUGGAGCGCCCACCGAAAGUGCUUUGCGUACAGCUGAAGAGAUUCAGUGUCCUGGGCGGGAAGAUCUCGCGACAUAUCGAUUUCAAGCAGACCGUAGACAUGGGACCGUACCUCUGGAAGGAGCCAGGUGAACCUCCGAGAACGUUGACCUACAAACUCAUGUCAAUAGUCACGCAUAUGGGUCCUUCGGUCAACUGUGGACAUUACACCGCUGUUGCUCAGGUCUCCUCUGGACAGUACUACUCUUUCGACGAUUCUUGCGUUCGACCGAUAACCAUAAGCAACGUGCUCAACACGAACGCGUACAUAAUGAUCUUCGAGAUGGAGUCGCAGGCGCAGAAUCAACUCCAGGGGAAACAGUCGGUCAAGAUGAACGGCGCGGUGAUCAAGGCGACUUCGCCGCAAGCCAACGGGGUGAACAAGGCGAUCGCGUCGAAGCCGUCGACCUCGGGGGUGGCGGUCUUGAACGGAGUGACAAACGGCAACGCCAAGAGCAGAGAGAGCUCGGAGGACCCGGCGACCGGGUCCCAAUCGGCGGCACACAAGAGCCCCGGGGUCCAGCUUCCCGCCCAGAACACCAGCUUCAUCGGGCCCCAAUUGCCACCAAAGUCGGUCGAGAAGCCUCAGCCUAGGUUGGUAAUGCACAUAAAAAAUGGCAAGGUGUUAAACGGCAACAGUCUGGUGCCAUACGACGGCUCGAGCGAAGAGGAGGGCGAGAGCGCGUCGAGCAAGACCUCCGUUGUUGCCGGCGUCGUCUUGCCGAAAACCGCUCCUUCGAGUGCCGCCAACGUUGGCGCGCCAAGGUCCGCCCUCGGUGCGAGGGAAGUCUCCCCGAAAUUAUUCCCCAGCGCGAAAGACACGUCGAGGCCGGCGAAGCUCGCCGGGAACGGCGUUGUCAAUUCGAGCCUGAAACCCAAUCUGAAUGGCAUUCUGCAAUGUACAAAGACUCACAACGGAAACACUAACGACAAUUCUCUUAGCCCCCUGAAACACCAAAAUGGAAAGUCCGAGAGCAACGGGAAGGCGGAGGUUAGUCUUAAGGAAAAGUGGCACCAUCCGGUCCGGGUCAAGACGGGACAGGACGAGAAGGUCGUCACCAAAGCGGCGAGCAGCAUCAAGGGGUGGCAGGUCUCCAAAGACACGCCCUCGCCGACGUCGACGACCACUCCCAAUGGAUGGUCCGUCACCGACAACAACUCCGCCAAGGAAGAUGCCGCCAAGCUGUCCAAUCAUGCCGCCACUCUGAGCGUCGCGGCCCCCAGGAACUUCAACGGGACUAAUCGUUCCGACACCGUCUCGCAUCUGCUCAAAAUGUCUCAUCGGGGCUACGGAAGCUCCUCGGUCGUUAGCUGGAACGGUGGGAGGACUCACAUGGAGAGGGAAGUGGACAACGAGCGAAGGGACGAGCGGAAGAGGCACUUCGACCCCGAGGACGAGGAGCUAGACCGAGGUCGGCUGAAGAAGGUCCGGAUGCACCGGGUAUACGAGGGCAGGUCGAACCCCGACUACAACCCCUUCCAGGAGUACCAGAACGGGAAAAGUUGGAAUCGUCCGCUCAGCGGGUACCACGGCCCUCGGAGAUACUACUACAACACUUCCUCGACUCAUCCGCGACAGCGGCACGGCAAUAACAAUUACAGGACGUCCCAGUAUAGGUACCACGGUCACCCUCGCGGCCAAUGGCAGCGCAGGUAGAAGAGCCUCGGAGAGGUUCCUCGACGUUCACCUCGGAGCGCGAAGGCCCCCCUGUACAUUGCGACCGGUCUUCGGGUCCGUUGGAACGCCAGGAAAGACUUGACCGUCGAAGACGAACCGAGAUAUCGUGUCUGUGCUCGCCUCCGUUAUGUCAAUGAUAAGCGACUCGUUCGUUGCAUUUCGAUUUUACCUCGAAUGUUCCUCAGAAAGACUGUUGGCUCGCUUCGCCUCUGCCUACUAGUCCUUCAUUUCGUGGCUCUGUAAGACGUCUCCCCGAAGGCGGACCGUUGUCCUGUAACUUUGCGCCGAAUUUUAUCAGAAGGGAAUCGAAGGUUCACGAGGGGCCGUACCUUAAAAAGUAUUCUACACGGCAGGGGACGCCAUUUCCCGAUUUCCCUCAACUUUCGUUCGGUUUUCACGAUGUUCCUCGGAUUUUCCGCUGGAUAACUGCCACGAAUUUCAGGUGCGACCACUUUAACGACAAUGUCGGGACUUUGGCUCCGAGUUUAGAAGCGCGGGAGGAAAUACCGACGUCUCGGAUUUGAGGUCUCCGUGGUGGCGUAUCGACGAUGCCAAGGCAAUCCGUCCUCCGUCUGCUCGUUCCUGGACGGAAGUAACGAUAAGGACUUUGAGAGAGAGAGAGAGAGAGAGAGAAAAAGAAAAGGCUGGUUGCAGGGCAGCGUCUUCGACGAGUACUUCAGAACUUUCCAAGAGAUAUAUUCAGACCUCGGCUCUAUAUAUAUAUAUUGUAUAUCGAGCUUCUGUAAAAUACCAAGCCAGAGCGACUAGGCACUUCUAGCGAUUUGCUUUUUAAACCUGUUCUACGAGUGCAAAUCCUCCGUGCAAAGUUGUGUCCCCGCUUUUUUCGAUGAUCCUCCAAAUGACGUUUCGGGUUUCGAAUUCCGCGGUCGGUGGGUGACCACCCGCAAGAUGGACGGUAAGGGGCGGUUAAGUGCGUAGGCUAAUCGGUAAAUAAAUUGUAAAAUAUACAUAGAUCUAGGGUCGAUUAGUUCAUUUAGAGCGUAGAUGAUAAGGGCUACUUACUCGAAGUCGAAGAGCCGCGUCGAUCGAGCUCGAUUAUGGGAGCCGAUUUCGAACGGGGAACGAGGCUCAAGUAUUUUCAUUUUCAAGCCGCGCUCUGACCUCGCGAUACCUCGUUAUGUCACGUUAUGGGUUAAUACUAGCCAAAAAAAAGCAGUUAUAAUUAAAUACCGAUAAUGUAACGAAUAAGUAAUAAUAACGCUCAUAAACUUGA
Molecule: messenger RNA, 4622 nt
Organism: Orussus abietinus
Lineage: Eukaryota; Metazoa; Arthropoda; Insecta; Hymenoptera; Orussidae
Gene: scny
Product: ubiquitin carboxyl-terminal hydrolase 36
Exons: 10
Coding region: 704-3367 (887 amino acids)
Biological process (GO): regulation of apoptotic process; protein deubiquitination
Cellular component (GO): cytosol; nucleus
Molecular function (GO): cysteine-type deubiquitinase activity; cysteine-type endopeptidase activity
Source: RefSeq, a predicted model, not a curated record